CUCCACUACGUGUAAAUAGUAGCUUGUAACUAGUAUGCAAGUUCCGUGUAUAACCCUGGCACAUGGUAAAUGGAUUUUCCGCAUGGCCAACUGAGCUAUCAAUAUUACACAGACUUCACUAACCACACCACAGCAAGAUGUAAUAUACUGUUGUACCUGACCCGGAUGUACCUUGAAUGUGAGGAUAGUCACCUUGUCAACAGAGACUUCUUCCUCAGUUUUAUCCGUUGAAAUCAGGGAAUGAUUUGAUGAGGACUGGAGAUGGAAAGAACAGCAAUGACCGUCAAAAGAGAGGCAACACCCGUGGACGGUGGCUAUGCAUGGGUAAUCCUUAUAGCCUGUACCCUCUCGUACAUGACAUUGGUCGGCACAUGCAAAGCUUUCGGAAUCCUCUACAAUGAAUUUAUCACCAUGUAUGACGCGGGAGCGGGCAACACAGCCUGGAUCAGUAGUCUCAUGUUCUUCCUCAGUUUCCUACUGGGACCUCUGGCUAACUACCUGGUGGGCGUUUUCUCGUUCCGGGCAGUGGUCAUGUGUGGUGGACUGCUGGUAUCCAUUGGUUACUUUAUCAGUGCCUUUGUUCCUCGUAUGGAGUGGAUGUUUCUGACCAUUGGUAUUGUAUGUGGUGUUGGUAGUGGACUUGCAUUAGCACCGUGUGGAACUAUCGUUAGUUUCUAUUUCUUAAAGAAACGCGCGUUAGCCAAUGGGAUACUGGUGUCAGGUAGUGGGCUCAGCAGUUUUGUGUUCCCUUACUUAUACCGUUACGCCAUCGACAGAUUCGGUGUCAAAGGAGCGCUGAUAAUAAUUAGUGGACUUGCACUGCAUAUGUGUAUCGCUGGGGCCCUCCUUCGUCAGCCACUGGAACUUGCAACUACACACAGGUCACCUGAUAAAUACACAGAAGUAGAGACAAACGAUAUAAAACUUACCAAAAAUCAAACAAGUGAAUUAAAGAAAAGAGGGAAUACUUUUCCUGUGUAUAUGCGUUUGUUACGGAAUACACGUUUAGUUAUGUUUAUAAUUGUGUUCGCUAUAAACGUUUUGGCAUAUGCUGCAAACUUUGUCGCGUUUCCAGCGCAUAUGCAGUCUCUUGGACUUAAUCAGAGUCAGGUGACUAUAGCAUUUUCUAUGAUUGGAGCUGCCGAGGUAUUUACCAGGUCCUUGUUCGGAUGGUUUGCUGACAAGAAAUAUGUAGCAAACAGCACCAUAAUGAUAUUCUCAGGGGUAUUAAGUGGAGUGGCCGCCAUUUUGUUGCCGUUUUUAAAGACUUUUCCCUUCAUGGUGGCUUACGGCCUGGUCAUAGGGAUAUUUCCUGGUGCCUUCUGGAGUCUAAUGGCGGUCGUGCUAUUGGACUGUGUUCCUCUGAAUGAUUUCACGUCCGCCUUUGGUCUACUGUAUACAUUCAUGUCCUUUGCGGUAGCAUUAAGUCAGCCAGGAAUGGGAUGGAUCGAGGACGCGACAGGGAGCUGGAAUUUGUCUUUCCGAGUUAUGGGGUUUCUCCAUCUCCUGACAGCUGUGAUUUUGAUGUCUGAGCCACUGAUUGUUAAAUUUUGUUCCUGUAACCAGAAUGAUGAUGAACAAAAACAGAGUUUAUCUGAUAUAGUUGAGGAGGAAAAUAAGCUUUUACAUAAGAAAAAUAGUGACGAUACUCUUUCAAGUUCUUGCUCGGUUUAUCAUGAUACUUGUGAAUCUCGUGCCAAAUCUCCUUCAAUAAGUGAUAAUGAUAUUAGUUUGGCGUCUGCCACAAAUGCCUCCGGGGAAUCAGGCGAACAGUUAAAGGUCCUGGCUCCGAUUGCCUCACUUGAAGAUGUUGUGAUAUAACAAUUGACAUGAGGAGGAAAUAUUUAUUUUUAUAAUUUGUAUUGAAGUCAAGUCAUGAUAAAGCAUUGCACCAGAGUAAUA
Mizuhopecten yessoensis (Yesso scallop) is the source of this 1902-nucleotide messenger RNA. Its product is annotated as monocarboxylate transporter 12-like. The record is from RefSeq and is a predicted model, not a curated record. The transcript is spliced from 7 exons. NCBI's taxonomy places the organism in Eukaryota, Metazoa, Mollusca, Bivalvia, Pectinida, Pectinidae. Gene Ontology annotation, molecular function: monocarboxylic acid transmembrane transporter activity. Gene Ontology annotation, biological process: transmembrane transport; monocarboxylic acid transport. Bases 262 to 1821 code for a protein of 519 amino acids.